Molecule: messenger RNA, 3450 nt
Organism: Serpula lacrymans var. lacrymans S7.9
Lineage: Eukaryota; Fungi; Basidiomycota; Agaricomycetes; Boletales; Serpulaceae
Product: glycoside hydrolase family 38 protein
Exons: 31
Coding region: 1-3450 (1149 amino acids)
Biological process (GO): mannose metabolic process; oligosaccharide catabolic process
Cellular component (GO): fungal-type vacuole membrane
Molecular function (GO): carbohydrate binding; alpha-mannosidase activity
Source: RefSeq, a predicted model, not a curated record
AUGUCUGGUUCGGAGUACCCGCAACUGAAUUUCGGAACUGGGGCGAAAUGGAUAAAAAAUCUGACAAGGGAUAGGCUGAACAACUUCAGUGGAGGGCAUUUCUCUGAUGUGAACUUAUCCUCUGUCCUGUUCACUCAUCGUUUGGACGCACCUGAAUACGUCAAAUUACAAGUAUGGAGUGCCCCUGGUCUCACGAAGCCCUUCUUUGAAGAGGCAACAAAGCAAAAAUUCAAGCCAGCCAAGAAAGGGGACUCGUUUGGACCAUCUUUAUCAGUAAACAUUCCCGCAGACUGGCAACAAUAUGAGCGCGUACAAUUUGAGUUUGAUCCUGGCUGUGAGGCGAUGAUCUAUUCUACCGAGGGUGUUCCAUUGCAAGGUAUUACCGGUGGCUAUGGGGGAGAUAGAAGAGUCGAAUAUAUCAUUCCCCUCGACGCCCGGCAGCAAGGGCAUCAUGAAUUUAUUAUUGAGUCCAGUUGCAAUGGCAUGUUUGGUGUACCAUGGAAUGGUGACACUAUCGCACCUCCCGAUAUGAACAGAUAUUUCCAACUGGCAUCCGCCGAUCUAGUCGUCCCUAAUCAGGAGGCCUGGCGCUUGCUCUGGGAUUUUACAACCUUGCGGGAAAUAAUCGAUACAUUGCCGGGGAACUCCCCAUUGCAGAACAAGGCUCUCGUUACUGCUAAUGAAAUCAUGAAUAUUUUCCGCAGAGGUAAUUCCACUGAUAUUGCAAAUGCACGCAAGCUCGCAGAGAAUGUUUUUGGUGAAGGAUGGGAGGCUAAAGGUGCUGAGAUUUAUGCCGAAGGUCCAGAAAGGGCACAAAUUGUGUCAAUUUCCUACUGUCAUAUUGAUACAGCAUGGUUGUGGCCGUAUUCAGUUACCCAGCAGAAGACCGCUAGAUCGUGGUCGACUCAAAUAGAUCUCAUGGAGCGAUAUCCCGAACACAGAUUUGCAUGCAGUCAAGCGCAACAAUUCAAGUGGCUUGAGCAGCAAUAUCCUCCUCUCUUCGAGCGUGUACGUGAAAAAGUUAAGUCUGGUCAGUUCCAUCUCAUUGGAGGGGCCUGGGUCGAAAACGAUGGAAACAUGCCGUCGGGCGAGGCCCUAGUGCGACAGUUUUUGUAUGGGCAGAAGUAUUUCGAAUCAAGGUUUGGAAAGCGCUGCGAGACAGCGUGGCUACCGGACUCUUUUGGUCUCACCGCCGCAUACCCCCAGCUCAUCCGGGAUGCUGGGAUGAAGUACUUCUUCACUCAAAAGUUAUCAUGGAACAACAUAGCUAAUCUCGGCGCCGAGCUCAGAAACGUGUUCCCUCACUCCACGUUUAAUUGGGUUGGUAUCGAUGGAUCGCAAGUGCUCUGUCACAUGACACCAGUUGAUACAUACACUGCGCAAGCAAGUGUAGGUGAUGUUAACAAGGGCGUUACAAAUCACAAGAACCUGGAGUCAAACGAUACUGCUCUCCUGGUAUUCGGGAAUGGUGAUGGAGGAGGAGGAGCACUACCGAAGAUGCUGGAGAAUCUCCGUCGCAUUCGUGCUGCUACCAACGGCCACAGAGAUCUCCCUUCAGUAAACAUGGGGCAUUCUGUAGAAGAAUUUUUUGAGAACAUAGACAAAGAUUCACAGCAAGGAAAGAGGUUACCAAAUUGGCGUGGAGAGCUAUAUCUUGAAUUCCACAGAGGCACAUAUACCUCUCAUGGUUCGAUAAAGAAAGGCAAUCGUAAAUCGGAGAUCCUGCUCCGUGACCUUGAGCGCGUUGCCACCUUCGCUACUUUGUUUAAAGCGAAAGAUUCUACCUACGUUUAUCCCAAGAAAACCAUUGAUGACAGCUGGGAGAAGGUUUUAUUGAAUCAAUUCCACGAUGUCCUUCCUGGAUCUGCUAUUGGGAUGGUUUAUGAUGAUGCCGAGAAGCUUUAUGGUGAAGUGCGCAAGGCAUGCGAUUCAGCCCUCGAAGAAGCAUUCCAAGCACUCUUUGCAAAGUCUAUUCCUGUCUUAGGUGACAGGUCUAUCAAAGCCCUCUCGCAGCCCAGUGACCUCAUCGCGAUCAAUACAACCUCUUUCUCUCGACGUGAUGUCGUCAAAAUCCCUCUCCAAGGUUCUGGAUCCGCUUUGAAAUCGUUGAAGUCGAAGAUUGUGCAGGUCUCCACGGAUGGUGCGUUUGGAUAUGCGUUGAUGAAUUGCUCAGAAGGAGACAAUGUUGCCACUGCCACCGGAUUAUUCGCGGAUUCCUUGCCUGUAUCCGGGGGGUUGGUAGUGUUCACCAAUGGAUCGGACCACUUCGUCUUGAGGAAUGCCAGCGUGCAACUAACGAUCUCAGACGGAAGAAUUACCAGCCUCGUCGACGUCAAGCUGGGGCGCGAACUUAUUCCCAAGGGCUCUACAGGUGGUCUAGUCAUCUUCGAGGAUCGCCCGAACUACUGGGACGCGUGGGAUGUUGAAAUCCAUCACCUUGAGACCCCUAAUCUUUUGAAAUUUUCCAAGGUUGAAGUUGUCGCUGAAGGUCCUCUUCGUGCGGCUGUCAAGACUCAAGUCAAAUAUGGCCAGAGCACCAUUGAUGUGACUAUAUCCUUGGAUGCCAUCACUGCUUCGCAUCACGAGCACUCUCGAUCAUUCUUUACCUUCGAUGCAGUCGUGGAUUGGCACGAAAGGCAUGAGUUCUUGAAGUUCGAACUCCCGUUGAACAUCAACAGCGCAGACGCGACUUACGAGACGCAGUUCGGACAUCUUCAGCGCCCUACCCACAAGAAUACGACCCUAGAUGCUGCAAAAUUCGAAGUUUGUGGGCACAAAUACGCUGAUUUGAGCGAAUAUGGAUAUGGCGUCGCCUUCUUGUCCGAGUCUAAAUAUGGGUUCGCCUGUCAUGGGAAUGUGCUUCGUAUCUCCCUUCUCAGAGGUGCUACAGCCCCCGAUGCAGAACAAGAUCAGGGGAAGCAUGAAUUCUCGUGGGCGGUGAUGCCCCACAAAGGUCACUUCUUGGAGUCGGAUGUUCCCAUGGCCGCGUUCUUGUUCAAUUCACCCCUACAUGUGAGGCUUGUUCCUUCAGUGCAGCAGGCAGAUAAGGUGUCUGUUGUGAAGCAACCUUUCCAUUUGGAUGGUGGAUCAAACAUUUUCCUCGAGACCAUUAAGCGCGGUGAAGAUGAUUUUGCACCGAACGGAUCCAACACUACUAUCAUCUUGCGACUGUAUGAAGCAUUUGGUGGUCACGGCCAAGUUAAACUGAAGAUAGCAAGCCAUGUUCCCAUUUUGAAGGCUUAUGUGACAAACCUGCUGGAGGAUGACAAAGCUGAAUUACGCCUCUUCGAGACUGCGGAUCGCGACCGACCGCGACAGCUCAAGCUCGACUUCCGGGGCUUUGAAGUCAAGACCGUGAAGUUAGUGCUGGGAUCUAAUAGAAUUGCUGAGGCUACGAAAUCGAGAUCUUCGCAGAGAGACAGUUGGGUGACUGUUGAUGACGAUCUUUAG